Molecule: messenger RNA, 682 nt
Organism: Candoia aspera
Lineage: Eukaryota; Metazoa; Chordata; Lepidosauria; Squamata; Candoiidae
Gene: MPC2
Product: mitochondrial pyruvate carrier 2
Exons: 5
Coding region: 127-516 (129 amino acids)
Biological process (GO): pyruvate import into mitochondria
Cellular component (GO): mitochondrial inner membrane
Molecular function (GO): pyruvate transmembrane transporter activity
Source: RefSeq, a predicted model, not a curated record
CCGGCUUAUGUCCGUGGGGCGGGCUCUGGUUUUGCUCAGGCCGUGUGAGGAGGAGAAGGACGGCAGGUCGAGCGUCGUCGUCGCUGAAUUAGGGGCUUCAGUUGCCGCUGUCACCGCACGCACAGGAUGGCGGCUGCCAUGGCGGGUUUUCGUGCUUCUUACCACCGUUUCUUAGACAAGAUCGAGCUUAUGUUGCCGCCCCGGCUGCGCCCUGUGUAUAACCAUCCGGCAGGUCCCAAAACAGUGUUUUUUUGGGCACCUGUUAUGAAAUGGGGUUUGGUAUGUGCUGGAAUGGCUGAUAUGACUAGGCCAGCUGAAAAACUCAGCACUUCACAGUCUGCUGUCCUAAUGGCUACAGGCCUUAUCUGGUCAAGGUAUUCUCUAGUAAUUAUUCCUAAAAACUGGGGUCUGUUUACUGUUAAUUUCUUCGUUGGCUGUGCUGGUGGCUCUCAGCUGUACCGCAUAUGGAGGUAUAACCAACAGUUAAAAGCCAAGGAGCUGGAAAAGCAGCAGUAGAAAUUCUUGUUGAUUUCUUCAAAUCUCAAUGUAAACUACUUCCUAAGGGACCUGGUUUUAAUCCUGUUAAUUGCCCAGUGUGGAUUUUUACUAAAAGUGGUAGAGCAUGUUUUUCAAUAAAGUUAGAAAGCAGCCUGUUCACAUUUCAAUAAACUCUUUAAUUAGC